Messenger RNA from Desarmillaria tabescens, 1711 nucleotides. RefSeq lists its product as uncharacterized. The record is from RefSeq and is a predicted model, not a curated record. The transcript has 9 exons. Bases 124 to 1506 code for a protein of 460 amino acids. Gene Ontology annotation, biological process: phosphatidylcholine biosynthetic process. Lineage: Eukaryota; Fungi; Basidiomycota; Agaricomycetes; Agaricales; Physalacriaceae.
UUGCCUCCGGACCGACAUCCGAGUCGUAUUUGUCUGUAGUUACCAAAGGCUCUAACAUUGGUGACCUUCAACAGUGGCAACGCAUUGUGUCCUGGCCAAAGCCAGCCGUUAUAAUCUGCCACUAUGUCUUCAAGGCCACCUUCGCCGCCUCUGGGUAAAAAGUACCUCACCAACUCUUUGGAACGCCUUCAAGGAGUACGCGACGAGAUGUCGGACUGGUCCAGCGCGUUUACGCUUUUAGACACCAUGGAAACAUACUUUGACUCCCAUGUCGAUCUCCUCCAGCGAAAACUGCAGAAACAUGGCGACAGGCUUAAGCUGAAGGCAGAAGAGACAUUCAAAAUGCGCGACAUUUCGGGCGACGUGUUGGCGGAGAAUUUUGAACGCGAGUUCAAGAAUUUCAAGCUCAAGAUUUCCACCCGCAUGGCGUCGCUGUCGAACUCAUGGCAGUCGGCAAAGGUCGUUCGGACUCGUGAAAAAGUGUCGUUCUUCUUUGGUGUCAUGUCGCUGUUAUUUUCGGCGCUUAUGUUUGGUCUUGCUCCCCAAUGGGUCCAUAUUGCAUACACCAUCCAAGGCUGUUAUCUCCUACCCUUGCGUGCCUAUACAUAUAAGAAACGCGAUUGGCACUACUUUCUUUUCGACUUCUGCUAUUAUGCCACCAUCCUUAACCUUGUCUUCAUAUGGUUCUUUCCCUCGAGUCCUGCUCUCUUUGUUGCCUGCUAUUGUAUCUCUCAGGGUACUCUCGGAAGCGCCGUUAUAACAUGGAGAAAUAGUCUCGUGUUCCAUGACCAGGACAAGGUCACAUCGCUCUUCAUCCACAUCUACGCUCCCUUUACAUUUACUAUUAUACGACAUUAUUACCCCAACGCAGAAGAACGCUUCCCAGCCCUUGCUGAACUGCCGCAUCUUGAUCGGAUGAAAGCCAUUUUGUUCAGUGGUGGACUUUAUGUCAUCUGGCAACUUUUAUACUGGAAAUUUGUCUUGGUAGAUCGCAGAGCUAAGAUUGAAUCCGGGCAGCGAACAACGUCGUUCUCUUUCCUGUUGAAUGAGAAACGGGGUAUUAUCGGUCGCGCCCUAUCUUCAAUUCCCCAAGGAUACCGCGAAGCGGUGUUUAUGGGUGGCCAACUUGUCUACACCGUCCUGACAGAAGUACCCGCUGUAUUUCUCCUAUACGAUAGCUCGUUCUGGAGUGGCGUGUACCUUAUCCUUAUCUUUUCGGUAAGCGUAUGGAAUGGCGGCGGAUUUUACAUCGAGGUCUUCGGGCGGAAAUUCGAACGGGAGCUUGAAGCCCUGCGGAAGGAACUGGCAGAGACAACAGCUAGGUCCGGUCGAUCAAGCCCGACUAGUGUAAGCCGGACACCCAGUGAGAAUGGUGACACCCUAUCGUCAAGCGACACGACACCAGUACUGUCAUCGGAUAUAUCGUUGCCCCUCGAUGAAUCCUCCUCCGAGUCCAAUGGUGAUUCAAUAUCGUUGUCAUCACCUCAGUCGAAGAAAACUCAAUGAUAAAGGGUCGCUAUGCACCUGCACUCACGAUAUUUAUGACAUGUUAUUUCACACAUAUGAUACAUACAUCUGGGCUGCUUCUGGUCCUUUUACAUACCUGCAUAAUUGUAUAUAUACUGGGCUUGGGUUUUUUAGGAUGAAUGCGGAGACUAGACCUUCUGUUAUACACGCAUAUUAGAGCUGGAGUGAGAACGGGUACAUCUAA